AUGACUGGGUUUUUUGAAUUUUUUUUUAGUUCCUUCCAAUUGGUUGUUUUACUUUGUAUUGGUAAUACCAUUGCCAUUCCGCAAUAUAAUUACAAUCCACCACACCAAGGUGCUGGAUUAGGGCCAAUUGGUGGAACUGGACCAUCGGGUAUUGAUGAACCAUUAGGGGGUGGACUAUUGGACGUAAGAGGUGGUAAUAUUGGUCCUGCACCAUCAUUUGCAUCCUCAAGUAGCGCACAUGCUACAGGAGGUCAUAUUGGUGGGUUCCAAAACUUUGCGGGUGGACACGGAAGUGGUGGUUUCGUACCAAGUACAGGGGCUUUUGGUGGAAAUAGAGGACAUUUUGGUGGUGGGGCAGCCAAUUUGGGCGGACAUGGCGCUGGUGGAGGUAGUGGUUUCGGAGGUUUUGUUGGAGGUGGAAACUUCGCGGGAUUUGGUGGAAGUGCAGUUGGCAGUAACGGUUUUAGUGGAGGGAAUGCCGGUUUUAUUGGUCACGGUGGUGCUCAUCAAAAUCUUAUUACAAAACAAUUCUUUAUUCACUCAGCGCCAGAAGAACAAGAUGAAGUCGGUGGCGAUAAAGUUAUUAAUUUAGGACCAGGACGCAAGCAUUAUCGUGUUGUUUUCAUCAAAGCACCUCACCAAGGUGUACAAGGAGGCAGAGUCAGAUUUAUUGCACCAGCUAACGAAGAAAAGACUGUUAUAUAUGUACUAAGCAAGAAGACUGAUUUAGCGGAUAUUGCAGCUGAUGUACAACAAGCACACACUGAACCAACUAAACCUGAUGUAUUCUUUAUUAAAUAUAAAACACCAGAAGAAGCUGCUCAUGCACAAAGGCAAAUCCAAGCUCAAUAUGAUCAAUUGGGUGGUACAUCACAAGUAUCUGAUGAAGGUGUUGCUCCUGUUUCCUCCGUUAUUGGUGCUCUGGGUCAUGGAUCAGGUGAUGCUGGACAUACUGGUCAUGGCGGUCAUGGAUUUACAAGCGGAGGGAGUUCUGGUUUGGGUGCUGGAAUUGGUGGUACUGCUGGUGGCAUUAGCAACGCUAUUAGCGUCGGUACUGGUGGCGGACAUAUUGGUCAUAUUGGCGGUGGUUCAGGUGCGACAUACUUACCUCCAAACCAUUAA
This is a messenger RNA of Condylostylus longicornis, 1122 nucleotides long. RefSeq lists its product as uncharacterized. The record is from RefSeq and is a predicted model, not a curated record. Bases 1 to 1122 code for a protein of 373 amino acids. Lineage: Eukaryota; Metazoa; Arthropoda; Insecta; Diptera; Dolichopodidae. The transcript has 2 exons.